CAGAUAAGACAAUUCUCGUAAACAACACUCCAAUUAGCGGUCACACUGGAAUUUAAUAUUAUAAUCAUCAAAAGGAAACCACUCUUGGGCACCGUUUCCAAAGAAUAAAUGGAAGGUUAUAGAUAGCGUGUCAAGUAAUGAACACCGUGUCCCUUGCAUGUCAUCCCGUCUACCUCUUGGUAGCAUUAUCUGUGGUCAUCUCUGGUGUCGCCAGUAAUGCCUCCGAGACUGAUCUACGCGACAAGCUUUUCGGAUCGAAGAAACGAAUAGUUCGUCCAGUGCUUCACCCCCAAGAUGCUGUUAACGUCUCAUUUAGUGUACGCCUUAACAAACUUGUUGAAGUGAACACAAAGCAUCAGCUCCUGAUAACAGAUGUCUGGGUGGUCCAGAAAUGGGAAAACCCGUUCCUCGUAUGGAAUGAGAGUGACUAUGGGGGUGUUCACACGUUACAUGUAACUUUUAAUGACGUCUGGGUCCCCGAUAUCGUGCUGUACAACAACGGCGACCCGGACUUGUCUCUUUCCGGGUUCACAGAGAAGUUCAAGACGUUCAUUAUCCUUCAUAGCAGUGGUACGUGCACGUGGAUGUCACCGACGACAUUUAAGAGCUCGUGCAAGCUGGACAUCACCAAGUUCCCAUUUGACUCUCAGACGUGCUCCAUGACGUUUGGCUCCUGGACGUACGAUAACAGAUUGCUAUCAAUGGAUCUACUUGAUAAGCAAUACUCCCAUACAGAGCGAUACGUGGAGAACGGUGACUGGUCUUUGCGCAAAGUUGAAACCCGGCGCUAUCUGUUGAACUACACGUGCUGCCCACAUCCCUUUUCUGACGUUACCUUCACUUUCUACCUGGACCGGAAGCCAACCUACCACAUCCUGUACCUGAUCGUACCAUGUGUAGUCAUCGCUGCUCUCUCCGUCGUCAACUUCCUGCUUCCACCCGACUGUGGCGAGCGGAUCGGACUUUGCAUUACCAUCCUUUUAGCAAUGAGUGUUUACCUUUUGCUUGUCUCAAAUAUUCUUCCCGAGACCUCGGAUUACACGCCUCUACUGGGCAUCUACUACAUGGUCACAAUGGUGUUGGUAGCGCUCUGCUUGGCGGCCACUGGGAUUACACUAAAGUGCCAUCACGGGAGAGGAGCGCCUUCACGUUUACUGCUCUGGUUUACCGGGAUCAAGAGCCAAAAGCCUUCGGCUCCGAUGUGCGUUUCGGAUGUCAGGUCGAUCUCAGAGCCCGAUCUUAACCGACGAGGGUCAGGGGGGCCUGCGCCCACGGCGUGGGAGUCACGCGGGUAUGAUGCAGCUGACUGGAGAGAGAACUGGCUUCAAAUCGCUGAAAGGAUGGAUAAGGUCUUUCUCUUGUUUUUUUCUUGCGCUUUUUUGGCGACAAUACUCGGGACUCUGGUUCUGCACUAGCAGUAAAUAGAUUCGGCAAAUUGCAUUGUCUUAAAUCAUGAGAACCAAUGAUUGGAUACCAUAUGGAAUUUUACUUCUCGUUUUACUCAUGUUCAAGAAUUUACGUUACCUAACAUUUCGCCACCAUUUGAAUUUUAAUAGAAUUGACAUUGGGAUAGCAAUAAGAGAGGUAUUAUGAGAACCUACGAGUAAAUGAUUUGGCUUUGGAUUGCCUGUGACCAUAAAACAAGAGGCACACUCUAUUGUGCUUUAAACAAAGCUUGCGUGGUUCGAACGGCACUAAAUAAUGAAAAUUUACAGAGAUCUAAGAAGCAUUUUGUAAAUUACUUUAUGUUCAAUCAUGGCUGCUUUCGUUGUCUUUACGGGUUGAAUCCUGGGACGAAAUUAAAAUGAACCAUUAUAUUAUUAUAUAUAUUUGUAUAAUGUAUGGAACCAUUAAAUCCGUAUUUUUUUUUUU
Messenger RNA from Nematostella vectensis (starlet sea anemone), 1872 nucleotides. RefSeq names its product neuronal acetylcholine receptor subunit alpha-3. Gene Ontology annotation, cellular component: neuron projection; synapse; postsynaptic membrane. The transcript has 6 exons. The record is from RefSeq and is a predicted model, not a curated record. Bases 138 to 1415 code for a protein of 425 amino acids. Gene Ontology annotation, biological process: regulation of membrane potential; monoatomic ion transmembrane transport; signal transduction. Lineage: Eukaryota; Metazoa; Cnidaria; Anthozoa; Actiniaria; Edwardsiidae. Gene Ontology annotation, molecular function: acetylcholine-gated monoatomic cation-selective channel activity; transmembrane signaling receptor activity.